CUGAGGCAGGACGGAAGUGUCCAAAUGGUAGAACCGAUCUCCUCCAACCGACUCAGGAGUAGGGAUCCCUAGUCCAAUUUUCCUGGAUGGAGAAGCAGGGCGUCCCCAUUUGUGGUUGCCCCCUCCCUCUCCUGAGAUGUCAGGGAGGAGACUACCUGUAUCCUACACAGGGGCCCCACAGAGCUUGGGGGCCCCCAUCCCCAGAGUGAGGAGGUGGAGGUGCUGCUGACAGGUGUGCAAGCCAUGCUCCCUCACCACUCCCGCUCUUUCUUCCUUUUCCUUUUCCUCCUCCCCAGCGUCCCCAUGGAGCCCCAACCCCCAUCCUCCACCUUGCCCCCGUUUCUGGCCCCUGAGUGGGACCUCCUGUCGCCCCGUGUGGCCCUGUCAAGGGGCGCCCCUGCUGGGCCCCCUCUCCUCUUCCUGCUGGAGGCCGGAGCCUAUGGGGAGCCGGCAGCGACCCCAGCCAACCGCAGCCGGCGUGGGGUGAGUGAGACUGCGCCCGCGAGCCGCCGGGGUGAGCUGGCGGUGUGCGACGCAGUGAGUGGCUGGGUGACGGACCGGCGGACGGCUGUGGACUUGCGUGGGCGCGAGGUGGAGGUGCUGGGCGAGGUGCCUGCAGCAGGUGGCAGUCCCCUGCGUCAGUACUUCUUCGAGACGCGAUGCAAGGCCGAAAGCGCUGGGGAAGGUGGCCCGGGUGUGGGCGGAGUGGGCGGAGGGGGUUGUCGCGGCGUGGAUCGGAGGCACUGGCUCUCGGAAUGCAAGGCCAAGCAGUCCUACGUGCGGGCGUUGACUGCAGACUCCCAGGGCCGCGUGGGCUGGCGUUGGAUUCGGAUCGAUACAGCUUGCGUCUGCACGCUGCUCAGCCGAACAGGCCGGGCCUGAGGACUCCAGCUUGGGAACUGCUCAGGUUGAGGAAAGAAAAGAGCUGGAUGCUAAAGGACCUCAGAGGCCACCUGGCUGCUCUACUGUGCCUUCUGAUUGAGAACUGGAAGAAAAAAAUCAAAUCUCUCAUUUUUGAGAGCUCAAUCUGUGUGGAAUGUUUGAUGAAACCAAAUGGAGUUUCAAGGGACGAAUAGGAGUUCUCCUGGAGGAACUUGACAGUAAUAAUAAUGGCCAAUGAUUGCUAUCUACUGUGUAUUAGACCUUAUACUUAACUCUGCUGACCAUUCCAACAUCAGAGGAUCCUGGCUCACCCUGGCAAGAGGGACCAGGAAAGAACGUGUGAAAAAGUGAUGUGAGCACUAGGGACUGUUUGCCUAGCAUGUAUCAAGUCCUGGGCUCUAUCCUGAGGACCACAUCAUAAACCAUGCACAGUGGUGGAAAUCUGCAAUGCCAGCACUUGGGAGGCAAAAGCAGACAGAUCAGGAGUUCAAAGCUGUUCUUAGCUGCAUAGGGAGUUCGAGGCCAGCCUUGUCAACAUGAGAACCUAUCUCAAAAAGAAGAA
Molecule: messenger RNA, 1444 nt
Organism: Peromyscus eremicus (cactus mouse)
Lineage: Eukaryota; Metazoa; Chordata; Mammalia; Rodentia; Cricetidae
Gene: Ntf4
Product: neurotrophin 4
Exons: 3
Coding region: 244-882 (212 amino acids)
Biological process (GO): cell surface receptor protein tyrosine kinase signaling pathway; nerve growth factor signaling pathway; regulation of neuron differentiation
Cellular component (GO): extracellular region
Molecular function (GO): growth factor activity; nerve growth factor receptor binding
Source: RefSeq, a predicted model, not a curated record